This is a messenger RNA of Nannospalax galili (Upper Galilee mountains blind mole rat), 1343 nucleotides long. RefSeq names its product ribonuclease P/MRP subunit p25 like (gene Rpp25l). Lineage: Eukaryota; Metazoa; Chordata; Mammalia; Rodentia; Spalacidae. Gene Ontology annotation, cellular component: ribonuclease MRP complex. Bases 169 to 660 code for a protein of 163 amino acids. The record is from RefSeq and is a predicted model, not a curated record. Gene Ontology annotation, molecular function: RNA binding. The transcript is spliced from 2 exons. Gene Ontology annotation, biological process: tRNA 5'-leader removal.
ACUCAUGGCUGUGGCCCCGAAGCCAGGGGCUAAGAGGCCUGACCUUCUGGAAGCACAGUGAGCGGCCUUGUCCUUUGGCCUUAGCAGCCUAGUGAGGAGCGCCCAUUGUUGUUCCUGGUGAGGGUUCUUAGUGCCCAGCAAGACCGAUUCACCUCCACCAGGAGCAGGAUGGAGCACUACCGGAAAGCUGGCUCCGUAGAGCUCCCAGCGUCUUCCCCAAUGCCCCAGCUACCUCCUGACACCCUGGAAAUGCGGGUCCGAGAUGGGAGCAAAAUUCGAAACCUGCUGGGACUGGCACUGGGUCGGUUGGAGGGUGGUAGUACAAGACAUGUGGUGUUCUCAGGUUCUGGCCGCGCUGCAGGAAAGGCUGUCAGCUGUGCGGAGAUUGUGAAGCGGCGGGUUCCAGGCCUGCACCAACUCACAAAACUGAGCUUCCUGCAAACAGAAGACAGCUGGGUCCCAACAUCACCGGACACGGGCCUAGACCCCCUCACAGUGCGCCGUCACGUGCCUGCAGUGUGGGUAUUGCUGAGCCGGGACCCCUUGGACCCUAGUGAGUGUGGCUACCAGCCCCCAGGAGCACCCCCUGGCCUGGGCUCCAUGCCCAGCUCCAGCUGUGGCCCCCGACCCCGAAGACGGGCUCGAGACACCCGAUCCUGAAGACCUGCUGAGCCUGUCUGUACUCUAUACCUUAACACCUGGGAUGGCUGUGCCUUCUCUGAGAAGUACUUGUGACUGCCGUCUCAACAAGGCUGGAGUCCACCCAAGUGCUGUUUCCCCUUCCCUCUGGAAUGUGGGAUGGGACUGCUGAGAAGAACGACGAGUGUGGGGGUCUGUGCUGAGUUGAAAACUGUUUAAGGAGGGCUUACUCUGUCUGGACCUACAGUACAUCUGAUCUGCCUUUUCUGACAGAGGUCCUGAGAAAGGGAAUAAAAGUUCUGCCCAUUUGUUUAGCCUGCUGUGUGGAAGUGGGAUUAAAGGAAUGGGAAUCUCUGCCUUUCCCCUGAGAGCUCAUGGCUGAAGACAGGAAGGGUAGAUACAGGCUGCUGGGUGGAUCUAAUGUCAGUAAGACUUCCAGUAAUAACCUGGAUGGCUUUUUGCCACCUGCUUUAGGCAGGUUUAGGGACUCUGUCAGGUCAGACAUUUUCCCUCAUCUGUGGCAUAUGUUAUAAUAUAGUGGGAUCAUGGAUUCAGGCAUUGGCCCAACUGGGUUUUAAUCCUGGUUCUCUUGCAUUGUGAUCUUGAAUAAAUUACUGCUCUGAGCCUUAGUGCUCUCAUCUGUAGAGAUACAAUGGUGCUUUCUUCAUUAAAGUUGUUACAAAGAAUAAAGAGAUGUACAUAUA